Messenger RNA from Schistosoma bovis, 5119 nucleotides. The record is from the annotation of a GenBank genome assembly. Lineage: Eukaryota; Metazoa; Platyhelminthes; Trematoda; Strigeidida; Schistosomatidae.
AUUGGUGAUCUACUGCUACUAGACAUGGAAGCCCGUUAGGCGAAAGCUUUUAUGUCGCAAAACUAUUUGAACCAUUGGAUUUCGUGAUGGAGGGAAUUUAAGCCUGUGUGUCACAGUCAACAUGAUUCGUAAUGUGUUUGGCCGUUCAACUUGUCGACUUUCCAGGGUAUAUGCUAGCAGUCGUGAUUACACAUCACGAGCACCUAUAAAUAUAGGGAUAUUGAUCGUUCCAGAGAAAGAAGCAUGGGUUAUUGAAAGGUUAGGAAAAUUCCACAGGACACUGGAACCAGGACUCAAUUUUUGUAUACCCAUUCUAGAUCGCGUCGCUUAUGUACAGUCAUUGAAAGAAGUGGCCAUUGAAAUUCCAGAUCAGUCAGCCAUUACAUCAGAUAAUGUCGUUUUACAAUUGAACGGUGUUCUAUUCCUUAAGGUCAAAAAUCCUUAUUUGGCAUCAUAUGGGGUGUCCGAGGCUGAAUUUGCAAUUACCCAGUUAGCUCAAACAAUUAUGCGAUCAGAAAUCGGGAAGAUAAUUCUGGAUAAUGUUUUUAAAGAACGAGAGGCAUUGAAUUUUCAAAUCGUACAAGCUUUAGGCAAAGCAUCAGAGCCUUGGGGUAUUGAGUGUUUGCGUUAUGAAAUUCGCGAUGUUCAGGUGCCACAAAAAAUCAAAGAAGCUAUGCAAAUGCAAGUUGAAGCAGAACGAAAAAAGCGUGCAUCCAUUUUAGAGUCAGAAGGACAACGUGAGGCUGCUAUUAAUCGAGCUGAGGGUUUAAAACGUAGCCAGGUAUUAGAGUCAGAAGGUCACCAGAUUCAAAUUGUAAAUAAAGCUUCAGGUAAGUGUUCAGUUUUCGUUAUUACUGUGCUGCUCAUUUUGCACUAAAGAUUUCACAAAUAUUUAUCCGAAAAACGAACACUGCUAAUACCAUCGUAAUUGAAGUCAUUGUUCCCAAGACAUAUCUGAUUUGUUGAGAUAACGAGUUUCAUAGUUUCUAAAACUUUAGUUGAAUGCUGCAUAAUCGUCAUAAUAUUCUGCCCGGUUCAACUGUUACGUACGCUCAUAACAAUUGAGCACCCUGAUUGCGGAAAUGGGACGACAAUCACGACAUAGGCUUUGAAUAUACAGCUAGGGCUCAGUGGUAGCGUCUCUGACUGUGAAGCUGGGUGACACGAGAUUGAAUCCGCCAGGGAGAACCAGUUCCCUCAAGAUUACAGGUACACCUUGCUGACGAGUGCCAAAUAGCACGAAACCCGGAUCCAGGGUUUCCUGUCGACUACCUCCAACCACCAUCUAAUCUCAAUAUAUAGUGCCCGCAGUGUCGAGUCACCUAGACUGGUGGCCACAUUGCAACAUGAUCGAUAGCAUUCGAUCUGCACUAAUAAGGACUAGACACGCAUGAGAUUGAUCACCACCCAGUGAUCAAUCAAUUGUAUUUGUAUGUGACCGAACUAACACAGACAGGGAAACGUUGAUGGACUCGAGACUGGCUAUUCAAGGAAGUGAUCUAUUUCGGUUUAAUGGCCCAAAUACUGUUUCUGCAUCACACCAAUCACGAUAACUACUAAUUAGAGAAGCUAAAAUUACGAAUCACUCACCUUACAGACUACAGUGUUUCGUUUCAUACUGUGUUAAAUUUGUGCUGUUCCAAUCCCAUUGUGCUUAUAUUUUUGAUAUCAGUCUUAAUCUUCCAUUUACCACUUCGUUUAUAUUACAUAUCCCAUUCUAUCUAAAUGAUUUCAAUUCGCUAUAUGGUUGUCUUGGGAGUUGUCAUCGAACGUCAUAUCUGAAGCAGUUAUUUAAUAUUCUAACCUUAAUAUCGAUCGCACAACGGGCUUAUGAUUGGUUCUGUAUCCUAUAGAUCCGUGCUAAAGAUUUCGGUGAAGUGUUUUCGAUUCGUAAUGUACUUGUAGAUUUGUAAAUGCGUUCUGUUUUCACUUUUUCGGCGACUUACACUGAAUUCCAGUCUUGUCAGCGUGUAUCAUUAAGCUGUACUAAUGAGUUUUCUCCCCACUUAUUGUUGCUCAUGUUCUUCUAGCACGAAAGUAACUGCCCAAUAAAAUGGUGUUUCCACGUUAUUUCUCCUUACGUUUCGAUGGACUUCAGCUUAAAUCUAGCCAAAGUUGAGUUCUACCAUCAGCUGUAUAAAAUGUAGUCAACGUUUUGUAUUGUCUUUUGAAAUUUGUGCAGCAUUGGGAGUUGACUAAUAACGGCCAUCAAAACGAAUAAUGUACGUAGCAUAUAAACUAUCUUGAUGAAAUCCCAUCACAAAGAUAAAGGAACGUGUUUUUGGAAGUAGUAAAGAUUAUCAUUCUAAAACAUCUUGAUACUCUAUGGUUCCAGGAUUUUUUUUAUUCUAUAUUAAACGGAAGAAUGUUGAUUUGAUUUUCCCUCUUAAUGUUUAGGUGAAGCUGAAGCUAUCCAACGUCUAGCAGAAGCUCGAGCUCAGUCUAUCCAAACCAUUGCCCGUGCAAUCGGUACUAAGCGUGGGGCAGAUGCAGUACAGCUUACAGUAGCUGAACAGUACAUAGAAGCUUUCAGUGCUUUAGCGAAGACAACUAAUACAGUAUUAUUACCAUCUCACAGUGGUGAUGUUGCGUCAAUGGUUACUCAAGUGAGUUUAAUCAAUCUUGGAAUUUGUCCACAUUUCUUACAAUGUCAAAACGACGUUAGUUCAAUUUAUUACUCGCUAUAAGCUUUAGCCUAACCUUUCAAAAAUGUAUUUUACUUUCUGGUCACCAUCUUUAUAUUCGGUGUUGUGUGGUCCGUCUACUGGACCAUUCAGACCAAAGAAUACACCCCCUCCAAAAUGCUCAUUCUGAUCUAUUUUUGGAAGUGUUUGAGUGAGUUGAAAAAAGUCAUGUCUGAUUUAGUUCUCUUGUUUCCUUAAGCGUUUAUGCCUACUGAUUUAAGUCUUUGUUUUUCUAGUUUAUGCUUGUGUUUUUUUGACAAUCUCCUCGUUGACCAUAUAUUUGAUCUGAUUAGUUUCCUUAAUACAGAUUGAAAUAAAUAUUUUCUGUUAACUAUCAUCAUUAGCCGCCUUUGGAUCUACUGACUUGGAUACUGGCAUUCAGUUAUAAGUUUCUGGAUGCAUUGAAGAAGCAGCUUUGAUGGGCGACCUACACACAUGGUUAUACAGGACCUGGAAAACUGGUACAAACAAGUACAAUUGGUCAUUAGUAGUAACCUGUCUUUUAUGCAGAAGCCUAUAAACAGGCUAUUAGAGUAGUUUAUGUAGAGAUUUGCUGCAUGGAAUGUUUUUUGAAUUGAUCUUUUCAGAUAAUUUUCAAGUAUGUCAUUAGAAAUGUCUUUCUCAAAUUGAAAUUUUAAAAAAGUGUUGGAUUUGGUUGGCUUCAGUCAGUCAUAUGCAAUGUAAAAGAAGCUGACAAAUUUGUGCAUCAGUUAAAAUGUAGUGAACACGAACACGAGUGGAUUAAUCGAAUGUAUUUGAGCACAAAUAAACAGAACAUCUCACUAAAAUCUGAGAACCAUAUAGUAAAUAGUUAAUUUACAAAAUAUCAAUCCAUCGUUUCAAACUUGACUGUUCCUUUCGCAAAUAUCAGUCCAUUGUCUCAAAUUUCAUCGUUCAUACAUUUUCAUACCAAUUGCUUUCCGUUUCCGUUCUUCCCUUAUCGAUCUACUGAAACACAUCUUAUGCCUGACCACCGUUACAUACUACUUAUGUGGAUAUAAGUAACCCACACCACAAAAAUGGCUUUAUCAUAUCAGCACAACUAGAUGAAAUUAUCAAGAGAAAUGCCAAUAUAGUAACGGUGUUAGUUAUAGUAGAAAGGACUAGACACAGACAAUACAAGUCGAGGAGAAAAUGAAAUCAUUGGAUAGAAACGUAUAAGAUUCGUUCUUGGUUAGUUCGUUCUCCAAUUAUUCUAAUGAACAAAUUUCAUGAUAUAUCUAAAGUAUAAUGGAUGAAUAACAUAUCAUUGCCUUGUUAUCAGAACCAAACUCGAUAACUCUGUUAGUUGUUCAUUCUAUGUUACUUUUCUGUUUAUAUAAACAUUUUGAGUAUUCAGAUAUUUCUUUUAGUAUGUAAGUGUUAAGAAAUGGUAUUUUUAAUUCAGCUUCUUGCGUAACUGUAAAGUUUGAUGGUAAGUGAAAAUUAUUAAAAGACUUCUGGCAUCAUAGCUGAUGUGAUUUAGUAAAUCUUCAUGAAACUUGUUCCAACUAUACUACUUACAUAGCUCUACAGAUUACAUCGCAUUUCAUUCUAUAUGAAUCAGAUCUACACCCAGCUUCCGAAACCAAAAUAGGUGAAUUAGGGUUCAAAUCUACGAUUUAAUGGUUAAAAGUUGAAUUAUUUGACUACUAAAGUGAUCUCUUCACACUUAAAUUAAAUAUUUUGUGUAGAGAAAUAACAUUACUCUUUAUUCAAUAUGUCAGUAGUGCAGAUCUUCAAUUAUGUACUGUAUUUAUUCAGUAUAGCUCAUGGUGUAUCUGGAAAUAUACCAGACAGUAUUGUCGUAAUUUUUCAAGUGUUUCGUUUUUUUUGAAUUUUCUUUCACAGUAGAAAAUGUGUUAUUACUGAGAUUGUCUUCUUUUCUCUCUCUUUCGCUUUUUCCAUUUACCAUCAUUAAUUUUAGGCAUUGACUAUAUUUAAAAGUUUAGAUCAACCGAAAAGCAACAUCGGUAAUGAUAUUGAUGGUGGAUGUAAUGAUAAAUCUUGUUCAGAAGUAGUAGCUGACCAACAGUCAAAUCCCAAUAUUCUUAAUAAAAAUGAUGGCGAUAAACGAGAAUACGAAACCAUUGCACAUCCUAUCAAAUCCAGAUUAUUGUCAAAAACCAAUUCAACAGACCAUUCAACGCUACAUACAGAAAAUAAUGAAUCUAAUGGUUUUUCAAAACAAUUUUGAAAAGAACCUACGACAAAUACGAAAGAAUAAAGCCAUUAUUGUAAAAAAAAAGACCAGACAUGUUUAGAGGAUACAAGGAAUUCAUACAUUUUUUAUUACAAAGUGUUCAUAGAAUUAGAGAGAUACGUUGGUGUAAAGUGGCUAAAUACAUAUGUCCUAGUUGUUUUGGUUUUUCCACUAUGUAUAUUGUUGCUCAUUGUUUUCUCCAGUAUAAUCGGACUACUAUGACGUGAAUAAAAUAUAUAUCCUGUUUGAUUUU